AUGCAGCGCAUCCUCGUAACUCUCCUGGCUCUCGCCACUCUUGGCAUCAACGCGAUCCCCGUCGAUACUCCUGAUGGCACGAUCGCUCCGCUUGAUCAUGCCAGUGAAGAGCUAACGCAUGUCUACGGGCUCGACGAGGAAGAGAGCUACAUGCGAAAGCGUGAAGUUGCGCCGGGACAUUCGUACACUCUUGACAAAGACGAGCAUUAUGAGGCCAGAGACAAGCCUCCUAGUCCACCCGCCCACUCGUACACCUUAGAUGCGGACGAAAGCCUCAAGAUCAAGCGCGAGGAGCCAAGCCAUUCGUACACACUCGACGAAGAUGAGGAGUACAAGGUCAAGCGGGAGAAGGCCCACUCCUACACUCUGGAUGAGGAUGAAGAGUACAAAGUCAAGCGCGAAAAGGCUCACUCCUACACUCUAGAUGAGGAUGAAGAGUACAAAGUUAAGCGCGAGACGGCUCACUACUACAACCUUGAUGAGGACGAGCAGUACUAG
Dacryopinax primogenitus is the source of this 498-nucleotide messenger RNA. RefSeq lists its product as uncharacterized. The coding region runs from base 1 to 498 and encodes 165 amino acids. The record is from RefSeq and is a predicted model, not a curated record. Lineage: Eukaryota; Fungi; Basidiomycota; Dacrymycetes; Dacrymycetales; Dacrymycetaceae. The transcript is spliced from 2 exons.